Molecule: messenger RNA, 1268 nt
Organism: Octopus sinensis (East Asian common octopus)
Lineage: Eukaryota; Metazoa; Mollusca; Cephalopoda; Octopoda; Octopodidae
Product: BRISC and BRCA1-A complex member 1
Exons: 7
Coding region: 127-1191 (354 amino acids)
Biological process (GO): protein K63-linked deubiquitination; positive regulation of DNA repair; mitotic G2 DNA damage checkpoint signaling
Cellular component (GO): BRISC complex; nuclear body; BRCA1-A complex
Source: RefSeq, a predicted model, not a curated record
AUCUCCCUUUUGUUCUUGUCAAAAUUUCGGUGAAGAAAUACUUUCUGUUGUCAGAUUUCAGAAGUGACGAGUGUAAUUAGCGACCGCAACAAUUUACUUCAAGUCUGGAAUGUCAGAGCUUUCAAAAUGGAUAGCAGUGAAGACCACGACAUGAAGAAUUCCGAGAGAAACGAACAAAAUGAAAUGAAACUCCAGGCACAAUUGGUGGCAAGUGUCCUGCCCGAAUACGAUAUCAUUGAGUUACCAGGACCGUCCACCACGGUUUCGAGUCCAUCCUCCGCUAUGUCUGGUUCCUGUACGUCUGCCACUUCGCUCAAUUCCAGCUCGUCAGCGUCAUCGUUAAUUGCUAAUCUACGAGAGGUGGACACUUCUAUGAAACUGGGAUGUCGACCUACAUCCGUUGCAAACAACUUGAUGUCUACUAACUUCCCGGCUGACCUGCGACGGACACAGUACGACCAGUCGGACUCGGAACAUGUGGCCAUCCCGAAAAUAUGCGUCGGUGUUAACUGUCCCGAGAAACUUGUAUUGUGUUUGGAUCUCAGUUCAGAAAUGGAACGGAUGAAAUUUCUUUCACGAGCUGGAGAUCGCUUUUCUACUCUCCAACUGGUCAAAAGAACAAUUGGUUUAUUUGUCCAAAGUAAACACAGACUGGACAACCAUCAUCGGUUUGCUUUCGUCACACUCCAUGAUACCGCCACCUGGUACCACAGUUUUACUAAUGACCCCAGGGAAAUUUCAAAUUUGUUGGAAAAUUUGGAUGAAACUUACAAGUGUUCCAAUCUUGAUGUUGGGUCUGUGCUGAAGACUAUCCUUCGCAACUGUGAACUUCCCAUCAUGGAAGACCCGACUUUGCCUCCUCCCUAUAUUGUUAGGAUCAUCCUUAUCUUUGGCCGAUCCCAGAGUAAACUGGAUAUCUGUGAAGAGGUCCAGAAAUUACUUCUGCUCUCACCUUACCUGUUUGUUGAUGUCUUCUAUGUACAUGAACCUCCAUCAGAAGACAAUUGCUGUGAGCAAAUCUUUGACCAACUUUGUUCACUUGAUGUCAAAGGCCAGUCCUACAUUUUUGAAGUGUCAAAGAAUUUGACUAAAUUAUACGACAGUAUGGCCCAGCUGUUGGCUCACCCAUUACAGAGACCUUUGCAGAGAGAUUCCUCACAUAGGAUCAGAGCCAACAUGGAGGAAGGGUGAAGAGGUUUUAGCAUAAGGAAAAAAAAAACAAAAAAUCUUCAUUUUUCAUGAAAUAAAAAAAAAAUAUAUGUCUGAUU